Paramecium octaurelia is the source of this 156-nucleotide messenger RNA. The record is from the annotation of a GenBank genome assembly. NCBI's taxonomy places the organism in Eukaryota, Ciliophora, Oligohymenophorea, Peniculida, Parameciidae.
AUGGCUCUAGAAAGUAGGGCUUAUAAAUAAAUAAUUAGAAAAAAUAUAAUAAAUUGUUAUUCGUUAAGAGCAAUAACAAAAUCAUAACAAAACAUUUGGCUAUUGCCAGAAGCAUAAUAAAUGCUUUAAAAUUAGACAAUAGAAAAAUAAGAUUGA